AUGCAAAUUAUCUGGUAUAUUCACACUGUACGAUUUCUAGCUUUUUUUAUAAGUUUAAUUACAUUUGUGUGCCAUUUAGCACAAUGUAUCUUAUUGAGUAGCUACCAAGAGCAGACAGGAAUUUCAGAUUGGAUCACAGCAGGUCAUUGGCAGUACCUCUUAUGGUUUAUUUCAUUAGGUCUUUCCUUGGCAGGAAGUUUUACUCUAUGUUUAAAUGCGUACUACUACAACAGACCCAAACGAUACCUUUUAGAUAAAUGCAUCGGUUUACUCGCUCUUCUAUUACUGCUCACAUCCAUCAUCAUAAUCGUUUCCAUGGAUUCUUCAGAGCCCUGGACAAAUAAUAAUUCAUCACCAAUAGAAAGAUCUUCUCUCAUGUCUAGCUGUUCUCUUUUCGAUUCAUCCCGUGAUAAAUUCUACCCUUUACUCUAUCAAAGAUGCAUGUUGAGUGAUUCGAUUUGGAUUUUAUCUAUUCUGUUAUGUAUUGUUUGGACGUCGGUUGUACUCUUUGCCAUGAUGGGAUUAUCGCAAAAGAAGAAAGAAACCGCCAAAAACCCAAUCCAACCCGCCCAGGAACCUAACUGGGGUCGGUAUAUCCCUCAUCCACCCGCUUCCAUUUAUUCGGCCACAACAUUAGGCAAUCGAUCUGGACUAUUGACGCCUUCUUUCGUCAAACAAUACAGCUACAAUAACAGGAGUAUGCCGUCUACUAUUCAACAGUACAAGGAAGAGAAGGAAGAAUAUUUUGAUGAUGAUGAAGAUGAGGAUGAUGAAAGUUACAGUGCCAGGGAUUAUUAUCAUUAUUCUCCUCCUUCAAUUUCUUCUUCGACGCGGUAUACACUACCUACAAAACUCACUUUGGACUUUGAACUUGAAUAUACAACACCUACAACACCUUCACCGUCUGACCCAGAUACUAAUGGUUCAAUGACGCCGCUAUAUCAUAGCUUUGCAAGUAAAUCAAAAAAGUAUUAG
Molecule: messenger RNA, 975 nt
Organism: Mucor mucedo
Lineage: Eukaryota; Fungi; Mucoromycota; Mucoromycetes; Mucorales; Mucoraceae
Exons: 4
Coding region: 1-975 (324 amino acids)
Source: RefSeq, a predicted model, not a curated record